Messenger RNA from Raphanus sativus (radish), 1699 nucleotides. Its product is annotated as cysteine proteinase RD21A-like. Gene Ontology annotation, cellular component: lysosome. The coding region runs from base 68 to 1441 and encodes 457 amino acids. Lineage: Eukaryota; Viridiplantae; Streptophyta; Magnoliopsida; Brassicales; Brassicaceae. The record is from RefSeq and is a predicted model, not a curated record. The transcript has 5 exons. Gene Ontology annotation, molecular function: cysteine-type endopeptidase activity.
UCUCUUGUCCAACGUCCAUCCAUCCUAUUCUUCUUCUCCAAAGAAAAAAAAAAACAGUGAAGGAGAAAUGAAACUCCUUAAUCUGGUGAUCCUUUUCCUUACGAUGAUCGCCGUUUCUUCAGCGAUGGAUAUGUCGAUCAUUUCCUACGACGAGAGCCACCACACCCUCGCAGGCAGCCGGAGCGACGCCGAGGUUUCAAGACUCUACGAGGAGUGGCAAGUUAAACACGGGAAGGUUCAGAAUGCUCUUACAGAGACGAAAGAUCAACGGUUCGAGAUCUUUAAAGACAAUCUCCGUUUCAUAGACGAUCACAACAGGAAGAAUCUUAGUUACAGACUGGGUCUUACGAAGUUCGCGCAUCUCACUAACGACGAGUAUAGAUCCAUGUACGUCGGCUCUAGGCUCAAGAGGAAAUCCACCACGACCAGCCUUCGGUACAAGGCGCGUCUAGGUGACGCGCUCCCGGAGAGCGUUGACUGGAGGAAGGAAGGUGCCGUGGCUGAAGUUAAAGAUCAGGGAAGCUGCGGGAGUUGUUGGGCGUUUUCAGCCAUCGGGGCAGUGGAGGGCAUAAACAAAAUCGUGACCGGAGACUUAAUAUCUUUGUCUGAGCAAGAAUUGGUUGAUUGUGACACUUCAUACAAUGAAGGUUGUAACGGAGGCCUCAUGGACUAUGCCUUUGAGUUCAUUAUCAAUAACGGUGGAAUUGAUACAGAGGAAGAUUAUCCAUAUAAGGGUGUUGACGGACGUUGUGACCAGACCAGAAAAAACGCUAAAGUUGUCACAAUUGAUUCAUAUGAGGAUGUGCCAGCCAAUAGUGAAGACUCCUUGAAGAAAGCACUUUCUAACCAACCAAUUAGCGUCGCCAUUGAGGGUGGUGGUCGUGCGUUCCAGCUCUAUGAUUCAGGUAUAUUUGAUGGAAUUUGCGGAACGGAUCUAGACCACGGAGUUUUGGCGGUAGGAUACGGAACAGAGAACGGAAAAGACUACUGGAUUGUGAAAAACUCAUGGGGGUCAAGCUGGGGAGAGAGCGGAUACAUAAGGAUGGAGCGUAACAUUGCAGCUUCAGCGGGAAAAUGUGGUAUCGCUGUGGAGCCUUCAUAUCCGAUCAAGAAUGGCCAAAACCCACCAAACCCGGGACCUUCACCUCCAUCUCCCAUCAAGCCUCCCACUCAAUGUGACAGUUACUACACAUGUCCUGAGAGCAACACUUGCUGUUGUCUCUUUGAGUAUGGUAAGUAUUGUUUUUCUUGGGGAUGUUGCCCACUAGAAGCAGCCACUUGUUGUGAUGACAACUAUAGUUGCUGCCCUCACGACUACCCCGUUUGUGACCUUGAUCAGGGAACUUGUUUAAUGAGCAAGAACAGUCCGUUUAGUGUUAAGGCCUUAAAGCGCAAACCUGCAAUGCCACUCUGGUCACACGGCAGGAAGAACAUUGCUUAAAGAGAUGAUGCAGACACUGCACAUUUUCUUCUUCAUAGAGGACUCUGAAUCAUAUGAGAGCUUUGAAGAGAUUUGUCUGAUGUUUUUAAUGUUGUUGUUUAUGCCAUAACUAGAUACAUAAAAAUGCAGUUGCCGGGUUUCGUGUAUACAUAAAGAACCAUAAGCUGCAUUUAAAGCUCUACGUUGAGGUUCGUUGAUACAAUAGACUUAUUGUUAUUUUGGAAAAGGUUUACAAUCUAUGGCAAUUUUAUGGAAGUA